AUGGCGGGAACUGCUAUGCAACUAGACGAAGAAAGUGAUCUUCCAUGGGUCGAAAAAUACCGCCCUAACAGUUUAUCGGACCUUGUAGCUCACGAAGCAAUCAUUUCUACAAUCACUCGUUUUGUUGAAGAGAAGAAGCUUCCUCAUUUACUCUUUUAUGGUCCUCCAGGCACAGGAAAAACAUCCACAAUCUUGGCUGUUGCCAAACAAAUGUAUGGGAAAUAUUUUUCAUCUAUGGCACUAGAACUCAAUGCUUCUGAUGACAGAGGAAUCAAUGUAGUCCGAGAUCAAAUUAAAGCAUUUGCAAGCACACAACAAAUUAUUAGUAAAGGUGUAAAGCUCGUGAUUCUAGAUGAAGCUGACUCUAUGACAAAUGCAGCACAAUUCGCUUUGAGAAGAAUCAUAGAAAAAUAUACGAAAACUACAAGAUUUUGUUUAAUAGGGAACUAUGUAUCGAAAAUUAUCCCAGCAUUGCAAUCAAGAUGCACAAGGUUUCGAUUUAUGCCGCUACCUUAUGAUGUGGCUGCGACUAGAAUUAGAGAAAUUUCUGUUUGUGAAGGGCUGAAUUUGACUGAUGAUGGGUUAAAUGCGCUUUUGGAUUUAGGGCAAGGGGAUAUGAGGAAGAAUUUAAAUAUUUUGCAAAGCACUUCUAUGGCUUUUAAGGUCAUUGACUCAGACGCCGUAUAUUCAUGCACUGGGAACCCUAAUCCUAGACUAAUAGAUAGGCUAUGCGAAAUCCUGCUAUCUAUGAAUUUCACUGAAAUAUAUGCAGAGUUUAAUGAAGACCGAAUUACCUUAGGCUUUGCAUUGAGCGAUAUAAUCAGAGAAAUUCAUAAAAAUAUGAUCAAAAUUGAUUUUCCUGAAAAAAUGAAAAUUUUUUUGAUCAAAAGAAUGUCAGAGAUUGAGAUGAGACUAAGUAGUGGGGCUAGCGAAAAGGUGCAGCUAGGAUCACUUAUUGGUGCAUUUGUAGAGGCAAGGGCACUUCAAUUUUAA
Molecule: messenger RNA, 993 nt
Organism: Blepharisma stoltei
Lineage: Eukaryota; Ciliophora; Heterotrichea; Heterotrichida; Blepharismidae
Source: the annotation of a GenBank genome assembly